Messenger RNA from Mizuhopecten yessoensis (Yesso scallop), 1624 nucleotides. Its product is annotated as galactoside 2-alpha-L-fucosyltransferase 2-like. The coding region runs from base 366 to 1586 and encodes 406 amino acids. Gene Ontology annotation, cellular component: membrane. The transcript is spliced from 3 exons. The record is from RefSeq and is a predicted model, not a curated record. Gene Ontology annotation, biological process: carbohydrate metabolic process. Lineage: Eukaryota; Metazoa; Mollusca; Bivalvia; Pectinida; Pectinidae. Gene Ontology annotation, molecular function: galactoside 2-alpha-L-fucosyltransferase activity.
CUCGUAUAGUGUUAUCAGCAUUCUCGACGAGAAUCAUAAUGUGUUAUCGUUUUGACUUGCUUGUUUUAAAAACAUGGACAGGUACUGCUGACUUCACGGAAGACGUCACAUGUACAGUAAAGAACGCAUUUACAAUGUGGUGAAUUAUAUGAAAAGUAUGGUCAGCAGGUAUAAGUGUGUUUACCACGGAACACGUAAACUGUCCGGUGGUGUAUUUGUGCUAUUUAUAGUGUGCUAAACGUUAACGGUCAGCCGGAGUACGCUAUAUCACCGUUGACCUGAGAUCUAAGUACGAGAUUAGCGUUAUCAGCGAAGGGAGGAUGGCAGAGUCAUAACGACGGACGGACAUUUGCUAUUGACGAACUAUGGCGGGGGAGCAGAUGAUCCAUCGCUGUGAUAUGAAAAGGAGGCUGAGAUCCCCAGGGAAUAGGCGAUGUCACGUAUCGUGCCAGACAUGCGUGUUGUACACGUUUGGUGUUUCCGUAUUCCUGGUUGUCAUUAGCAACGUAAUUUCGUACACUGCACUAACAAAAAAACCUGGCUUCUUCCGUGAAUACAUCCGGAAUAUGUCGUUUAUGGAUUCUUCUUACAUGACCAAUAGAUCCACAAGAAAUGGUCUCGGAUGGAUGUUACCUGCUAUUAUAAGUAAAACCCAAAACUUUCCGAAUGUGCAUAAUAAAGGAGUUUUGAAAGAGGAUGCUACAUAUCGUUAUAACAUCGUUAAUGGAACGAAAAGUACAUACCAGAGAACAUCUAAACCGGAAACGUUUUUAAGGAAUGGAACAGAGGCUUUCCGAAAAACACAUUUUAUGACUGUUCAAGGAAAUGGUCGUCUUGGUAACCAGAUGUUUCAGUUUGCGGCAUUAUUAGGUGUGAGCGCUUUGCAUAACUACGCACCGUUUGUGGCUCCCCAUCACAAACUUACGCAGAUUUUUGACCUUGCGCAGGCGCGUGUGAUUACUAUGGUAAAUGCACGAGGACACGGAGAAGAGCGCGCAGGCGCAUUCGACACCCGAAUAAAAAACUUAUCACAUUCGAAAAAUUGGACGUUACAGGGAUAUUAUCAAUCCUGGAAAUACUUUGAUCAUGUAGCCAAAGAUGUUAGGAACUCCUUUCGAUUUAAGGCCGAUCUUUAUCAAAAGGCUUUCACAAAAUUAAAGGCUUUGAAUGCUUCCGUCACUGUUGGAGUUCACAUCCGUCGCGGUGAUAUGAACAGUAAACGGGAACUGUCCCGGGGAUAUAAUGUGGCAGACGAGUCAUUCAUUAAAAAAGCUCUUUCUUACUUCCGGUUGAAAUUUAAAAAUCCAGUUUUUGUUUUGAUUGGUGAUGAUGCAACCUGGAUGAGGUCGAAGGUAAAUUAUGACGAUGUUAAAAUUGCCACUUCCGGAAAUGCUGGUGCAGACCUUGCUAUAAUGGCCCAAUGCAACCAUAGUAUCGUCACUUCCGGUACGUAUGGUUGGUGGGGCGCCUUUUUAGCGGGGGGAGAGACUGUGUACUUUCUGGAUUAUCCUAAACCAGGAUCCUGGCUGGAUAAACAAUACAAAAGGGAAGAUUAUUAUCCGCCAAAAUGGAUUGGGAUGAGCUGACGUCAUACAAGCUGUGAUAAAGACCGUUGUCUCGUUUA